Molecule: messenger RNA, 354 nt
Organism: Aspergillus tubingensis
Lineage: Eukaryota; Fungi; Ascomycota; Eurotiomycetes; Eurotiales; Aspergillaceae
Product: UDP-glucuronosyltransferase 2B10
Exons: 2
Coding region: 1-354 (117 amino acids)
Source: RefSeq, a predicted model, not a curated record
AUGGGCCUUCCACCACCAACCGAACCAACUCCUCCAUAUGAAGAAACGGAAUCGACUAGCCGCCAUAAUCACACAUAUACCACUCUCACUCAAGCCAUCGAUGACCCCGAAAUCCAACUCCCACCGUUCCAUGAGCAUGAUCAUGGCGACGGGCCUACCACGUCCUUGAUUCCGGGCGCUACCCCUCAAGAGCACUCACAUUGCGAAGUGUGCGAGCGGAUUAUCAAUCGGCGAGAAAGACGACAAGCUCAUGCAGACUGCUGUCGGAUAGUAGCCAUGGUAUUUGUGGUCAUGUUUGUGUGUAUGAUGAUACUGGGAAUAGUCAUAGCCAAGGCGGCAUCGAGACGGAAAUGA